Messenger RNA from Raphanus sativus (radish), 1761 nucleotides. Its product is annotated as probable lysophospholipase BODYGUARD 2. The record is from RefSeq and is a predicted model, not a curated record. NCBI's taxonomy places the organism in Eukaryota, Viridiplantae, Streptophyta, Magnoliopsida, Brassicales, Brassicaceae. The transcript is spliced from 4 exons. Bases 89 to 1519 code for a protein of 476 amino acids.
ACAAACACCAUCAAUUUAUAUAACACUCUCACGUACAACUCCACAAAAUUCAAAUCAAAACCAUUUCUUCACCACCACACACCACAUCAUGGCCAUUGCACGGUGGCUCAACCAAACCGUAGGCUUCUUCGUCUUCUUUUUCCUCGACAUUUUAGAUUUCUUUCUUUGUUUUACUUACAAGAUGUUAGAUUUCUUCUUCGAAUCCGAAUGGAAACCCUGUUACUGCUCUUCUCCGCCCGAGGCACAAGCCAAGACCAGGAAGAUCAUAGUUUCCGAACGAGGAGAGUACUCAAAAGUUGUGUCUAUGACAAGAACUAAGAUCCAUUUCGACGAGAUCUCAGACACACUUUACUCACGUGGUCCUUCGCUUCUCGUGAGGCUCUCUAAGCUCGUGAGUUCCGUGAAAUGCUUCAGUUACAAAGGCUUGAUCAUGAGAGGCAGUGUGGUGGAAUCUUGUGCUCAUAAUUAUGAGUCUAAGAAGAAGAUUUCUAGUGGUAACAAAAAGAGAUUAAUGACUUUGAAUUCUACGGUGGUUGAGAAAUCUACGACAACUCCAAGAUGGUCUGACUGUCAUUGCAGCUUUUGCACUUCUUGGCUUUCUCCUUCCAACAAAGAUUCUCUAUUCGUCAAAGUUCAACAACCUAAAGAUAAUAAGAAGGCAAGAGACAACGUUGUAUUCAUACAUGGUUUCUUAUCAUCAUCAUCCUUUUGGACAGAGACUCUCUUCCCAAACUUUUCUGAUUCAACUAAAUCUAAUUAUAGGCUCAUCGCAGUCGAUCUUUUGGGUUAUGGAAGAAGUCCAAAGCCAAACGACUCGUUGUAUACAUUAAGGGAACAUUUAGAGAUGAUUGAAAAAUCGGUGAUCUCUCAGUAUAAACUCAAAAAGUUUCACAUAGUGGCUCACUCUUUAGGCUGUGUUUUGGCUCUUGCUCUCGCUGUUAAACACCCUGGAGCUAUCAAGUCCCUCACUCUCUUGGCUCCUCCAUAUUACAAUGUGCCAAAGGGAGUACAUCCGGCGCAAUACGUGAUGAGGAAAGUGGCUCCUAAGAACGUUUGGCCACCGAUGCAGUUUGGUGCAUCGCUGAUUAGCUGGUACGAGCACCUUGGCCGCACCGUUUGCCUUGUACUCUGCAAAGGCCAUCGCUUGGUCGAUUCUCUCACUCGCCUCUUCACCUUUAACAGGAUGCGAACGUAUUUGAUAGAAGGAUUUUUAUGUCACACACACAACGGGUCGUGGCACACAUUACACAACAUCAUCUUCGGAUCAGGAGGCAAGGUCGAGUCGUAUCUUGACCAUGUCCGUGAUCACAUGGACUGUGAUGUCACCAUCUUUCACGGUGGCAAGGAUGAGGUAAUUCCUGUGGAGUGUAGCUACAGCGUCAAGACCAAAGUGCCACGUUCUACCGUAAACGUCAUUCCCGACAAAGACCACAUCACCAUUGUCGUCGGCCGACAAAAGGACUUUGCUCGAGAGCUUGAGCUCAUUUGGCAAAGAUCUACUACUACUACUCAGAAGUGAAUAUAUGUAUGUGAUGAAACUGAAACUGUAUGAAGUAUAUAAUAUACCAAGUAAACAAAAGAGAUAUAUAUUUUCCACUUAGAGUUAGUUAAUUUUGUUUUGUUUUGUCUGUCUCUGUUCGAAAAAACAAUGUCAAGACCAUAAUUUUGUUUUUCUCUUUAUAACAAAGAAAGUAGUUAACUAGUGUAUACGCAGCCUCUUGUAGAGACACUUCAAUUAUCUAUUAAAUAGAUGUUAUAGAA